Molecule: messenger RNA, 2970 nt
Organism: Guillardia theta CCMP2712
Lineage: Eukaryota; Cryptophyceae; Pyrenomonadales; Geminigeraceae
Gene: PARP1
Product: PARP1 poly polymerase
Exons: 11
Coding region: 1-2970 (989 amino acids)
Cellular component (GO): nucleus
Molecular function (GO): DNA binding; zinc ion binding; NAD binding
Source: RefSeq, a predicted model, not a curated record
AUGGUGGGACGCCCGGACAAGGAGCACGUGGCGGAGUAUGCGAAGAGCGGGCGAGCUUCAUGCAGGAAGUGCAAGAACAACAUAGGCAAGGAUGUCUUGCGCAUGGGCAAGUAUGUUCAGUCACCUUCUUUCGAUGGCUGGGUCCCUAUGUGGUUCCAUGUGGACUGCUUCUUUGGGGGUAAGGGAGCAAAGCCAGAGGUGUCGGACAUAGCAGGAAUGUCAGAGCUCUCUUUCGAAGACCAGAAGAAGAUCAAAGACUUGGUUGCUGGAAACGCAGUCGCAUCAGGAGGGUCCAAACCGGCGGAUGCAGACGAUGAAGGCAACAUCGGUGACUACAAGGUGGAGAUCGCGAAGAGCAGCAGAUCAGAAUGCAGGGGGUGCGAAUCGAAGAUUGAGGCAGGAAAUCUGCGCAUGGGGAGGAUCGAGGCCAUGGAUCGCAGACCCUUCAUUCCCACGCCCAAGUGGCAUCACCUGGACUGUCUCUUCAAGGACGGGAAACCCGAAGACUUGAAGUCCUCGGAGGACGUUAUCGGGUUCUCCUUGCUGGAUUCGGACCACCAGGCGAUGGUUAGAGAGAAGAUGGGAGAGAAGGGAGGAGCAAAGGCAUCCGGGAAGAGAUCCGCUGGGGAAGACAACAAGUCGGCGAAAGGGUCGAAGAAAGCCAAGAAGGAGGAGAAGAUGAAGAAGGAGAAGGCAGCUCCCCGUGAGACUGUCAAGAAGGAGAACACAGCCUCGAGCGAGCUGGACAAGAACGAGAAGGCAAUCAAAGCACACAGUGACAAGCUGUUUGCUAUCCGCAAUGCCCUGAAAGACGUGUCAAGGAACCUUCUCAAAGAAAUCCUUGAGCAUAACGACGUGGACAGCAGAGGAGGCGAGGUUGUCCUGCAAAGUCGGUGCGCAGACAUCAUGUUGCACGGAGUACCUGGGGACUGCCCGAAAUGUCAGGGUAGGCUGCAGUACAGCGAUGGAAUGUACAAGUGCACGACCUGGACUGAGGAUGGAUUUGCCAAAUGUCAAUAUUCCAGUAUCACUGGAGAGAGGAAGGCAUUCAAGAUGCCGAAGGAUAUGGGCCACGACUACCUCGACAACUUCAAAUUCGUUAAGGUCGCGAUCCCCAAGGCUGUGAUCCGCGAGCAAGAAGAAGUCAGGGAGUCAGUUCAGGAGAGAGAGAAGCAGCGGCUGAUGAAGGCUGAGGAGGAGCUCGCGGUGAUCAACGCGAAGAGGAGGCAAGAGGAAGCUUCGGACCCCAGCACACCCGCAGGAAGCAUCGUCAAGUCGAUGACUAAGUCCGUCACUCACGUUCUGACCACUAGCGGCGCGCAUACGGCGGGUGGCAGCGCGAUCAAGGAGGCGGUGAAGAGGAAGCUCCCGGUGGUGAAGUUGGAGUUCGUGGAAGCAUGCAUCUCAAGCGGGAAGAGACUGACUGAGCAGCCCUACCUCCUGUCUGGGGAAGCGACAGAGGACCCCGAGAAGAAGAAGAAGAGCUCCCAGUCCAAGACUGUCAAGAUCAUGGUGAAGGGGAAAGGUGCUGUCGACGUGGAGUCCGGCCUUGCCGACAAUUCGCACAUUCUGGAAGUGAGGGACAACGUCUACUCGGCCACCCUGAACCGAACCGACAUAUCCGAGGGCCUCAACAGCUACUACGUGCUGCAGAUCAUCGAGUCAGACGACAGCAAGACGACUCAUCUGUUCCGCAAGUGGGGCAGGAUCGGAGUGGAAUCCAAGGGGACGAAGCUGGAGAAGAUGCACAAGGACUCCUGCAUCCAUGAGUUCGAGAAGCUCUUCCAGGAGAAGACCGGCAACCCCUGGCAAGAUCGCACCCCAGAUCGCUUCACCCAGCAGCCCGGCCGGUUUGCUAUCAUGGAGAUCGGUAUUGCAGCGGCCGACGAGCACGGAUCGCAGCUCCAGAAGGACACCUCCUCGAAACUCCCACCUACCGUCGCCAGUCUCAUCCAGCUGAUCUUCGACAUUGACAUGAUGAGGAAAUCCAUGCUCGAGAUGGAGAUCGAUCUCGACAAGAUGCCGCUGGGUGCUUUAUCCAGGAAGCAGAUUCAGCGAGGAUACUCAGUCCUCACGGAGAUCCAGAACGUGCUCGAUGAUCCCAACCUGGAUGAGUUCGACAGGAACCAGAAGAUUCUCUCCUGUACUAACCAGUUCUACACCAUCGUUCCUCAGAAUUUCGGCCUUGGUGGGAUGACGGCUGUCCAUCGGAUUGACUCCCAUGACAAGCUGAAAGAGAAACUGGAGCUUGUAGAGUCUUUGCUGGAGAUGGAGAUUGCUGUCAGCCUUCAGAAGGAAGGAGGGGGUGACGAAUCCCCAAUAGAUGCCAACUACAAGCGGCUCAAGACGGACAUCAAGCCGGUCCCCAAGGACGAUGAGCGUUGGAAGAUGAUCGACCAGUACCUGAGGAACACUCACGCGGCUACUCACUCUACCUACACCACCGAAUUGAUGGACUUGUUCGAGAUCGAACGAGAAGGCGAAAAGGACAGAUUUGCUCCUUUCGCCAAAGAUUCAAACCGCAAGCUGCUCUGGCACGGUUCCCGCAUAACGAACUGGGUCGGAAUUCUCUCACAGGCAAGGCGAGGUCUCCGUAUUGCUCCCCCCGAGGCUCCAGUGACCGGCUACAUGUUUGGCAAGGGAGUUUAUUUCGCCGACAUGAGCUCCAAGUCGGCCAACUACUGCAAAGCCGAGCUGUCCAACAACGAAGGCCUCCUCAUGCUCAGCGAAGUUGCGCUCGGGAAGUCCCACGAGCUGAUGGCGGCCAAGGAGACUCUUCCUAAGGGGCUUCCUAAGGACUGCAUCUCCGUCAAGGGCUGCGGGAAGACUGCGCCGGAUCCGAAAGCGUCCUUCAUCGACGAGGAUGGGGUUGAGGUUCCUUGUGGGAAGGGGACACAGAUGUACGGGCUGAAAAGCUCUCUGCUGUACAACGAGUACAUCGUGUACAACGUGAGUCAGGUGAGUUCAUGA